Molecule: messenger RNA, 4012 nt
Organism: Anneissia japonica
Lineage: Eukaryota; Metazoa; Echinodermata; Crinoidea; Comatulida; Comatulidae
Product: sn1-specific diacylglycerol lipase beta-like
Exons: 10
Coding region: 955-2877 (640 amino acids)
Biological process (GO): lipid metabolic process
Source: RefSeq, a predicted model, not a curated record
UGUAUGUAAUUAGAAUAGCGCAUGACACCGGGGUCUCUAUGCGCUGAUACCACAGAAAACAAAAAAAGAAAACUAAACCAUUGAUCUAUUCUAACUAACCAUGAACAAAAAAAAAAAAAGAAAAAAGACAAGCAGAGGAACCACGAUCACUGCAACGUUCUCCUGCAGUUUAAAUACUACUGCAAAGCAGCAGCUGGUAGGCUCAUAAUUCACAGGUGUACUAAUGAACCUGGCAUCUGACUCACCUAUCCUAUAAAAAUGAAGAAAGGGAUAAGAAAAACUAAUAUGCAAUUCUGAAAAGAUGCGUCUUCAGCCUUUGCUUAAUAUUAAUUGCAACAAUAAAGACCUCAUUGUACCACUACCUAAACCUACAUCCAAGCAUGUAUGCAAUCUUGGUUCAAGAACUUUGUUUAAGAAGCACUACAGUUUCUUUAUCUGGUACUUCAUCAAAUUGCGAGUCUACAUUCUUCAAUUCCUAUGGAAUUGAAACUAAGCUUGGAAUAGGAUCUGGGAUAGGAAACUAAGCUGCCUCUCAUCCAGGAAAUACAGGUAAAAUAAAUUAUCCAAACCUAUAACUAAUUUACUGUACCUUAUUGCUCUAUAAGAAAGUAUAAUACAUACUCCAAGUAUUGAAAUACACGCCAUCGUGUUGGGAUUCAAUAUUUUGACAUUAAUUAUGUCAUCAUCAGGGACGAUUGGCGUGUAUUUCAAUACUUGGAGUAUGUAUUAUACUUUCUUAUCUGAGAUUAAUCAGUGGACCUUUCGGUUAUUGCUCUAUAAUGUAAGUAAAGUAGAAAUAGUGAUACAAUUAGGAUAGUUGCAUAUCAUACACUAAUGGAAAUUAUUAUAUGAAGGAUAGAUUAAUGCAUUUAAAAACCCUGAUCUUCAUUGUACUGUACUGCCAACUGUUUAUUUCAGGAUUCAUGAAGUGAAUAUUUAGAAGUGUCAGUAGACAUGCCAGCACUGGUGGCGUUCAACCGUCGUUGGGCGGUAGGAAGUGAUGAUUUUGCACUGCCUUUUAUUAUAUCUCUCCUGAUUCGACUUGUGUGGAUGAUAGCAGUGUCAAUCGUCUUUAUCGUACAUUUCACAGGUCACAAUCACUUCGAAUCAUGUCCAGACAAGCUGAAAACCAUAGUGUAUUUCAGUGGACUUUUGUUUAUUACCAUGGUUACAAUUAUCUUGGAAAUACUCAUAAUAUACGUUAGUAGUCGUGGAACAAUCGUGAAUGUGUACCCACGGCGACAUAUUCCUCGUCUUUUAUACAUACGACUGUUUCUUUACAUUAUUGAAAUCAUCUGGAGUGUUUUUGGAAUUUUCAUUGUACAUUCACAUUGGAAGCCAGAAAGCAGUGCCUGCGAGGACACCAUAAAGAACAUAAUUUUAGCGAUUGUUCUUCUCAGCUGGUUUGGAUUAAAAAUCAAUUUGAUCGCAGUUUGUGUGAAAUUUGAUCCGUUGGGCCACAUACGAGAAAAAGUAAAGCGCAAGUUGCACAAACAAAUAUUGUGUAAAUCAUCUCUGCAAUCACCCAAGGCAUUAUUGGAACGCAGGUGCCGAGUCCUAUGCUGUUGUGUCAAAGGUGAUGAGAAUGCGAGGGAGGCAUUAGCGGAUGCAUCUGCAGUAUUUGCCAAAUUGUUUGAAGGCCACGAUGUGGUUGCAUCGGAUAUUUUAGCUGGAUUAAUCGUGAUCCAACAGCAGCAAAAGAGAUUAAGUAUGCAAGGUUUAAUGCCUCCAUCAUCAAGGACUGACUUUCCAGAAUUUAACGCUCCUUCGACACCUGCUAUAAAUGUACUACCAGCAGCGGUACAUUUUCUUCAGUAUGCCUUAAGUUCGUAUGGAAUCUUGCUCUACAUGUAUGAUCAUCCUUUGUGUGGAAUAUGUAAAUUAUGCUUACAUAAGGAUUGCAUUUGUUGUUGCUGUGGCAACCAAGAAGAUGAGGCCUGCACUGGGUACAAUACAGCGGUCAUCAAGGAAAUGAACAAUUUAAGAAAUGAUCAGAUUAUCUACAUAACUCAUCAGAAUAAGAUUUAUGAAAUACCAUUUUUUGUGGCGGUGGACCAUGAUUACAAGGCUGUCGUUAUUUCUUUACGUGGAACUUUGUCAUUGGAGAGUAACGAUUAUGAACUGGUUAUUACUGGGCACAGUCUUGGAGGUGGAACUGCUGCUAUUUUGUCAAUCUUACUGAAACCUCAAUGGCCACAUGUUAAAUGCUAUUCAUUUGCUUGUCCAGGUGGUCUUGUCAGCUCUGUUGCAGUUGAGUAUUCCCUUAGUUUUGUAACAACAGUUAUUCUGGGCAGUGACAUAAUUCCUAGAAUGUCAUUGGAGAGCUUGGAUGAUAUUAAACUACAGCUGAUUAAGAUCUUUAUGGAAACUGAUAAAUCAAAAAUCAAGCUAUUUACGCAAGCAUGUAUUAUUGGUAUGUGUGGUGACGACUGUGCCGACUUCAAUGAUUGUGAUCGGAUGAUGAUUACAAAUGAUGACAUCCAAAACUACUUCGAAAAAUAUGACAACAUGGUAGGUGAUGUUACCUGUGAUGCAGAAGGGUACUCCUCCACCAACCAAAGAAACAAUCACCAUGGCAAUGGAGAUCACAAUAGUGAUGCAGACGAUGAUGAUCUUGAUGCUGUUUCAGCUGCUGAUGAUGAAAAUGAGAAUAAACGUUUGUACCUUCCAGGACACAUUGUGUUGAUCAAAAAGACACCAGAAGGCAUUGAAAGAAGCGAAUGCUGCGAUAGAAGGCAUUAUGUAGUAAUGUGGGCAAAACGUGCAGAUUUCGCAUCAAUUCUUGUGAAGCCAAGUAUGAUUACAGAUCAUAUGCCUAAUAAAUUGUUGAGUGUAAUGCGUGAUAUCAUCACAAAUCAACAACCUCAAGAGGUUUAGAUUCUAUAAAUUGAAAUUAAAGAUUUAAAUUUAUCAAAGACUAAAUUUGAACUAAUAAUGAAUCCAUUGAUUCACUUUUUGUUUUGAAACAUUUUUAAAACAAUUUAAAUAUUAUAUUUCAUUUAAGGAGGUUGACGGUUUAGUCAUGGAUGGCUUGACCAGAUGCAGUUUAAUGUCUUGCUCAGGACAACUCAAACUACCAUUAACUAAUGUUAAGUAUUCUCCACCGGACACCAUCCUGGUAUUUCAGAGUAAGGUUCCAGGAAAAAUUAUGUAUAAACUGAUAAACUAAACUAAAAACCAGAACACCCAAUCAUGUAUCUGUAUGUGAUUUCCAUUUUUUUUUGCUUUGUAUUUUAUGGAAAUAGAAAUUUGGAGCAGAUUGUAAAGAAGGCAUGUAUUGUAAGAGGCAUCUCUGGAAAGUUGAGAAAGUGAAUUCCAUAUGUAUACACAUGUUGCAAGUAAAUGAUUUAUGUUGUUCAAAGAAAGAAUUUUAAAAAGUUUCAAUAACGGCAAUAAGUAGUACUCAAGUCAGUCAAUGAUGGCAACACGUAGUGCUCAAGUCUGUUAAUGAUAAAAAUAUAGUAGAGGUAAUGUUCCUUAAUGAUGACAAAAAAUAUUACUCAUCAUCAUGUUGCUCAAAAAAUUAUUUUUAAAUUAAGAGAAUGCAGUAUUAACAAAUAGAAAAUAAACAAGACCAGAAAAAUAUACUUUUUGUUGUAAAAUAUAAUCUGGAAAAAUAUUCUUUUUUCUUCAGAUUGAGGUAACUUAUAAUCACCUCUAUUAAUAUACAAAAUAUUGAUUUAACAUUAUAAAACAUACAUAAAACAUGUGUUGUAUUCAUGUAUCAAUAUAUACGAAGGCUGGGUAAGUAUCAGAAAAUUAAUUAAUUAAUCAAAAUAACAUUUCAGUCAGAAUUGCUAUAAAUGCUAGAUCCAGCUUAGAUAAAUUGACAUAAAUGGUCUAUUAAAGUUGUGUAGCAGUUCAGAUCAGUUUCCAUACAACCAUAACCUACCAAUAUGGCUUCCUUAAUUAACAAAAAAAAAAUUUUUAGAUAUUCAAUAAAGUAAAAAUACAUUCUACUUUAAGUGUUAUGCAGCUUAUAUAACAAUUUUUUUUGCUGUAGCUAAUCCUA